Messenger RNA from Tachysurus fulvidraco (yellow catfish), 7269 nucleotides. It is a transcript of the gene cntn3a.2, whose product is annotated as contactin 3a, tandem duplicate 2. The record is from RefSeq and is a predicted model, not a curated record. Bases 623 to 3691 code for a protein of 1022 amino acids. Gene Ontology annotation, molecular function: protein binding. The transcript has 23 exons. NCBI's taxonomy places the organism in Eukaryota, Metazoa, Chordata, Actinopteri, Siluriformes, Bagridae.
CUGUGCGUGCGUGUAUAACGUUGCUCCCAAGCAGCUCGCGAGUCUUUUGCGCUGUUUUUCCGCCUCACGCGCAUUUUUCCUCCUCUCGAGGCUGAAUGAAUGUACACGCGGAAUGUAAAUACAGAUCAGCACAGGGGCGACGUCUCUCUGUCUGGCUCUGUUUCUUUCUUUCUGUAGCUGUCACUGGCUAAGGGAUUCCAAAGCCAUCGUUUUGGAGCCCUGGAGACAUAAAGGGAGGUGAGGAACCGAGUGAAAAGAGGGAGAACGGGGCAAAUAGGCUGUGUUACCUCUCUCUCUCUCUCUCUCUCUCUCUCUCUCUCUCUCUCUCUCUCUCUCUCUCUCUCUCUCUCUCUCUCUCUCUCUCUGCUCCCUAAGUUACCUGUCCGUGGCUGCAGAGGUGAAAACGUCUCGCUUGUCUCUUCCAUUUGCGACGCUAAAUAGCUUGAAAGGGGAAAUGAUUUGGACUCAUUAUCAGUGAUACAAUGUGCGUCUCACUCGCCAUCACUCGCACAGACUGAAGAGGGAACCGGACGGAGAAGGACGGCGCAGAAAGGUUAGGCAUUUCUCAGGUCAAAAAAACCUAUUGAAUGCUGGAAAUCUCACACGCCUUCGGACGCUGAAGAUGAAGUUAUUAUGGAAACAGUUUUUGCUGCUAUCAGUCAUGGAGUGUCUUACAGAUUGUUUGGAUUAUAAAUCAUUUCAUGGGCCAAAAUGGCGGAUGGAACCCAGUGAUUUAACGUUGCCUGUUGGUUUACCAGAAGAAGAGGCCACUCUCACUUGUGAUGCCAAAGGCUUCCCUGCUCCUCAGUACAGGUGGUCACUGAACGGCACAAUGAUUGAUCUGAGGGCUGAUUAUCGGCGGCGUCUCUCUGGUGGAAAUCUGGUGAUUAGGAAUCUGGACCUUUACAGGGAUGCAGGAAUCUACCAGUGCACUGCGUUUAACUCACUGGGAGCCAUUCUGAGCAGGAGAGCGACCCUUCAGUUUGCAUACUUGAAUUUUAAAACGCAAACAAGAAGUGCCGUGUCAGUGCGUGAGGGUCAAGGAGUAGUUUUAUUAUGUGGUACACCUAUAUAUGCAGGAGAGCUGCAUUUUGCCUGGGUGUUCAACGAGUACCCGUAUUUUGUCCAGCAAGACAGCAGACGUUUUGUCUCCCAAGAGACCGGAAACCUUUACAUCGCUAAAGUAGAGCCUUCCGAUGUAGGAAACUACACAUGCGUGGUAGUAAAUCGCAUUACAAAGGUCAAAAUGCUGAGUUCUCCCACUCCACUGAUCCUGAGGACAGAUGGUGUGAUGGGUGAAUAUGAGCCUAAAAUAGAAGUUUUUUUUCCUGACAUGGUUCCAGCUGCCAAGGGCUCCAUUGUGACACUGGAAUGUUUUGCUUUGGGGAAUCCAGUGCCUGAAAUAACAUGGAGAAGGGCUAAUGGAGUUCCCUUUCCCAACAAAGUGAAGAUGAAGAACUCGAAUGUCGUUCUGGAGAUCCCCAGUUUCCAACAAGAGGAUGCGGGUGGUUAUGAAUGUGUGGCAGAGAACAAGAUGGGCAGGAACACUGUGAAAGGACGACUCUCCUUCCAUGCUAAGCCUCAGUGGGUGCAGACCAUGCAUGACAGUGCCUUAUCCAUUGAUGAAAGGCUGUUUUGGGAAUGUAAAGCCAGUGGAAAACCCAAGCCUUCAUACAGCUGGCUAAAGAAUGGAGAACUACUAAACACACAGGACAGGAUUCACAUAGAGAAUGGAGCUCUAACUGUAGUCUCAGUCAACCUGUCUGAUGCUGGCAUGUACCAGUGUGUUGCGGAAAACAAACAUGGAGUUAUUUAUUUCAGUGCCGAGCUGGUGGUGCUUGCCUCACCCCCAGACUUCUCGAGAUCCCAAGUGCGAGCACUACUUAAAGCUAAAACUGGCAGCACUGUGACUAUGGAGUGCAGGCCUCAGGCUUAUCCUCCUCCCAUCACAUCCUGGAGGAAAGGCAGUGAACAACUCCAAAGCACAGAAAGGAUAAGUCUUCUUCCAGAUGGAACAAUAAGAAUCAUAAAUGUGACAAAGACAGAUGUGGGCAGCUACACAUGCCUGGCUAGAAACCAAUUUGGGAUGGCAAGUACCACCAGAAGACUGCUGGUCACAGAUCCCACACGGAUCACUCAGGGCCCAGUGGAUACGGAGAUCAUAGUGGGCGAGAGUAUCGUGCUGCCGUGCCAAAUCGCGUGUGAUGCCUCUCUGGAUGUGUCCUUUUCCUGGGCCUUUAACGGACAGCUCCUCAACAAACUCGACCCUCACUAUGAGCACGUUGGUGGGGGGGUGGCUGGAGAUCUGAUGAUACGCAAUAUUCAACUGAAACAUGCCGGGAAGUAUGUCUGUGUCAUCGACACAGAUGUAGAAAGUCUAUCUGCAGCUGCCAUUUUGAUUGUAAAAGGUCCCCCUGGAGCUCCAGACAUUGUAACAGUAGAGGAGAUCACAGACAGCACAGCACAGCUCUCCUGGAGGCCUGGACAAGACAAUGGCAGCCCCAUCCUCAGCUACAUCAUCCAGACCAAAACAGCUUUCACUGUGGGAUGGCAGGCAGUGAAUACAGUGCCUGAGGUGAUAGAUGGGAACACUUUGACUGCUACAGUAGUGGACCUGAAUGCGUGGGUGGAGUAUGAGUUCCGUGUGCUGGCUAGGAACAGUGUUGGCGUAGGAGAACCAAGCCCUGCCUCACUCAAGACCAGAACCGAGGACGCAGUUCCUGAUACGGCACCAGCUAAUGUUGGCGGUGGGGGAGGCUCCAAGUCUGAAUUGGUAAUAACGUGGGAGCCUGUGCCUGAGGAGCUGCAAAAUGGAGACGGUUUUGGUUACAUCAUUGCUUUGCGGCUGCUCGGCGAGCUAACGUGGACACAUGUUGUGACAUCAGCACCAGGACGCUAUGUCUACCGCAACGAGAGCAUUGCACCGUUUUCUCCUUUUGCGGUGAAAGUGGGAGCGUACAAUGUGAAAGGCCAGGGACCCUUCAGCCCUGUCACCACAGUGUUCUCAGCAGAGGAAGAGCCCAGCAGAAUGCCAGGGGGUGUGUGGGCUCGGAGUAUUUCUGACACUGAAUUUCAAGUGAGCUGGCAGACACUCUCUGACUCUCCCGAAAGAGUUUUGGGAUAUGAGGUCAUGUACUGGGAAGAUGACACUAAGCCAGAAACCAUGGGGAAGGUGCGAGUGUCUGCAAAUCAGUACAAAGUGAACAUCAGUGGCCUGAAGGGGUACACUCAGUAUUUCCUUACAGUGAGCGCCUUCAACACAGCAGGAACAGGGCCACGCACACCCACCAUUAACAUCACCACCAAAAAGUCUCCGCCAGGACAACCACCAUUGAAUGUGGAGUGGAAUCUCAUUGACUCAAAGCUGACUGUCCACUGGGACCCGGUGGUCACCAUGGAGAUGGAGUCAGAGGUCACUGGGUAUAAGGUUUCUUACACAAGGAACAGACAUACUGAGAUUAAUACAGUGACCACUAACGUUACAUCUGUGGAGCUCAUCCUUCCUGCCGAUGAUAAUUACAUCAUUCAGAUUUGUGCUCUGAGCGACAGCGGAGACGGCAUGUCCACUGAGCCCAUCAACAUUCACAAACUGAGUAUGAGUGUACGGGGUUCAGGAGCGUGGCACCCGAGCGCCAUCCCCCUGUCCUUGCUUUUUACCAUCGCAUUAACUGCCACGAGGCCAACUUUGUGAGAAGGACGUUAAUACUGCACAGACUUAUUGAGUUGAUCAUGUGUGCUCAUUCCUUACAAAUCAUGAGAGAAGUGUAGUGAAACAAUUUUUUACUCCCAACCUUCCCAUAUUUCAACUGAGGCAGCGUCAUGUGCAUUUGAUGAAACCGACGAGGACGUGCAAAAUUACAGGAUUUUGUGUGCAUGUUACGGUCUCAAGGCAAGUGUUUAAAUAGACUGAACACAUUUAGGUCGUACUUUUUUGUAUCGUACACGGAUGUCAUGAUUCAUAUGCACUACUUGCCAGCUGGUCUCUGUGACCCUUGCGGAAAACAAAAUGCCUUACUUCCAUGUUACAUGCCAAAGUAGUUCAUGUCUUUUGUCAUGUCCUUCACUUCUUGUUGCUAAGCUACUGUUUGUCCAAUCAUGCUUUUUAUUCCUUUUGAUAUGACAAUGUAAUCAGUGUUUUUAUACAAUCUUGUUACAUAUCACUGGCACCCCGCUGCUUCUGCGUACCCAUUUUACAGAAUAUAAUUUUUCACUGUGCCUUCUAUACAAUAGCUGCAUAUAUUUAAUUUAACUUUACAUCAAAGCCUUUACUGUUCAGUCUUUCAUUAUCUUUGAGGAUGUGCAGUGUGUCAUUUGAUGCCACUUUGUUUUGCUUUGGUCGAAACAAUGGCUGUGGUUCAUGGGUUUUGUUAACAUGUACAACUAUUAGCACAGUGUAAUACUGAGUUGCAGACUUAUUAUUAGCUUCUAAUGUCGCCUGUCUGUAGACGCCACUAGAGUCUUAAUACAAGCAGAUAAUAUGAUGUUAUUCUCCCAACUGCAUUAUAUCAUAGCAACAGAUUUGUUAGAGAGAAAAAUGUUCCCCUGGUUAGCUGUCAGACUUUUUUUUCCAUAUUACUGACAGACAGCUCCCUUUAGGGUGGGUGAGAUUUGAAUUGGUUAUGUGUAAAACGUGUGUGAUCAUACAGUAUGUAUGAUGUGUUGCAUAAGAAUUUACCCCUGUACACUAUUUCACCUUUUGUAGUGUUACAACCUGUAACUGAAAUUGAAGCAAGGGAGAAGUGGCUAUGCUCUCUGGGUGGGAUGGAUGGCAUUACUGUCUCUGCCCUGUCAAUCACAGCAACAAUAGCCAACCAUGAGGCUAUUUCCUCUGAAUGAGUUACGUUGCCAUGUGAUGCAACAAUUCAAAAAGGAGAGAGUAUCUGUAGUAUGACAGAGAUUGAUGGUGAAUGGAAAUCUAAUCAAAAUAUACACAUUGCUAGGAUUUCAGAAAUUUGUCCUGGAAUUUUUUUACAUAAUACUAAUGUCUUAGUUCAGAGAAGCAACCAAGAAGCCAAGAGUUAAUGUCAAAGUAAUGCUAACACCAUCAUGCUUCAAUGCAGGAUAUGUUAUCAGGGUGAGGAGCAGUGUUGGGUUUCCUCUAAAUAUAGUGUUUUAUUCCUAGAUCAACAUUUUGGUUUUAUUUGACUUGCUAUUCUGGAUGUAACGAUGCAUCACAGUGCAAAAUAAAUGCAAAAAUGCUCUGUGUUUUAUUAGUUAUGAUUCUGAAAGAAUUUAAUUUUUUCAACAUUAAAAUUUAAGGUUAAAGCAAAUAUCGUGGGCAGAAUUGUGCCAUGCCCGGCUAGAAUCUUUUCAGCUCCUUCAGAGCUUCAAUUGGCCUUUUGGUGACUUCUCUGACUAAUCAUUUUAAUAAUCUUAAACUCUCUCAGACUUUUUGGGGAUAGUCUCCUCUAGGCAGCGUAUAAUUUGUGUCAUGUUCUUUAUAUGUUUUCAUAAUGGAAUUAUUGUUGAUAUGUGGAAUAAUCAAAGUUUAGGAUCAUUUCUUAUGACCAAACAUCCGGCUUGUCCCGCUGACCUGUACCUCGUUUGAUCAACUGCUCGCACCAGAACUUAGAUAUUUUCUACAUUUUACAUUUUUGGAUUCAGGAUAUAAUUUCAAAUUCAUGCUUUCAGUUCCAGGGUGUAACACUAUUAUUUUACCUCCUUAGAGAGAUAAACAACUGUCUGUGUCUGUGUACAAAGUACCAGCUUGCUACAUUUGUGUUUUCAGGAGCAGAAUAGCAGGAGGUUUAAACGUGUAGAUUUCAGCUAGAUUCGAUCCUUACUGACAUUUCUCUGGCACGAUGGAUUAGACGUUCAGUCGAACAUGUUUUAACCUAGGAACGCAAGAGUCUUGUGCUUCAAUCUUUAUGUCAAUAUUUCUUGCUUUAUGUAAUGAUAAAUACAGUGUCUGAUCCAUGCAGUAAUUCAGGUGUCAUUAAAACAUCCCUAAAUUCUGGCUACGCAGCCCACCUGACUGAACAGGCGAUGGUGUAUAUUCUGGUUAUUAGAGCCACAGGAGGAAGAUGGAUGUGAGAAGAACGAUGCGCCAAGCUACUGUAUAUUAGAGCAGUCCAGACAGAGCUGAUGAAAGAUAUUUAGAUUUCCCAGUCCUUUUAUUUCAAGCGCAGACAUUUCUAGUGGCCUCUUGAGAAGAUAGCGAGAAAGCCUAUCACAGUCAGCCCACGAUCUUUAGCACUGGCCAUGUAAAGUGCAGCAUUUUGCAGCUGUCUUUCCUUUGAACGUUGAUUUUGAUUUUAAAGUCAAAUGAAACUCAGCACAAAAGUGAACACAAGUGAACAUUCCCUCUUCUUUGAGAAGAAGAUUGUGUUAUUCUUAGAGACUUGUUGAACAGAUGUCAGGGUUGUCAGGAACCUUUGUCCUGGAUUUGGACCACUGUGUUUUGAUUCAGCUUCUGUUCACAUUAUAGGUGCAUGUUGCCAGGUAUGGCACAGGGAUGACAUUUCCAUCUCUUUCUCAUUACAUGUUGAAUUCUGUGUGAGAGAGCAGUGUGUGUGUGUGUGUGUGUGUGUGUGUGUGUGUGUGUGUGUGUGUGUGUGUGUGUGUGUGUGUGUGUGUGUGUGUGUGUGUGUGUGUUGUGUUGUGUACAAUCAAUAGCUUAUAUCAUAAUGUUUUAAAACUGACCUUGAUCCUUUUGUGUUAAUUAAAUACUGUUUUGUUCAUUUAAGUUUUUCAAACUUGAUGGCUAUAUUGUACUUUUUUGUUUGUUUUAUAGCCUCCUUUGUAGUCUUUGUUAUGGAAAAAAAGCAAAAUAUGACACAAAAUACGGCUACAAAGACCAUAUUUGUUAAAACAUUCAGGAAAGAAUGUGACAACUUGAAAUAUGCUUUUUUUUGUCCGUUUGCUUUUUGAAAAGUUUAGCAUGUGUGCUUUUGUCUGUUGUACACACACGUUUUGUCAAACGUGUAAACAUUUGACCAACUCUUUUGAUACGGCUGUAUAACUGGAAUGUCUUUAAUCUCUGCGAGAUGACAUGUUUAAUCAGGACAAUAUUUUCAUAUUGAAAAGCAAUUCCCACAUCCUGUACAGUAACCGUGCAUGUUUCCAAUUGUUUUAAGUGUAUGUAGCUUUUGUUUUUGUUUUGUUUUUAAAACAACUGUAAUAAUUUGCAGGAGAUUUACCUCCAUACUACAAGUGAUUUGUGUUAAAUUACAUGUUAAUUAGAAUUCGUCAUGGCUUGAGUUGGUUUGUUUGUUAAUAUCGAUGUACAAUACAUUUGUAGAUAUGAUUAUCAAAACGACUGGAUUUUCU